Molecule: messenger RNA, 2000 nt
Organism: Fukomys damarensis (Damara mole-rat)
Lineage: Eukaryota; Metazoa; Chordata; Mammalia; Rodentia; Bathyergidae
Gene: Fam228b
Product: family with sequence similarity 228 member B
Exons: 10
Coding region: 150-1742 (530 amino acids)
Source: RefSeq, a predicted model, not a curated record
GGGAGAAGCCUAGUUACGAGGGCGCGGCUGCUGGCGUUCGCAGUCCGUUCCACGUGCCUUCAGUUCCCCGGGAUUGAUCGGGUGCCAAUGUUCAUUACUGAAGGAGCCGAUUUUUAGUUUUUCUAGGAGUCUCGUUAGUCGUGACCACAAUGAAAAACGUAGACAAGGACGAUCUCGUGACGGGCACCCUUCCCAGGCUCAAGAGCCCCAGAGAAUGGUCGGAGCCACAGUGGCUUGCUUUUAUGGAGGCCUUAGCUAAAGAAGAUACAGAUGCAGCUAUUCGAUUAAUAUUACAUAGAGAAAAUCAUGUAAUUAAGGACCUAGAUAAGUACUUACAACGUCAUGACUUCAUGAGUACAAGAAGAAAAGAGAUGUUACACAGAAGAUGGGCUCACCAAGUGGCAGACCCUCUCCACAAGGAAAUUAUAGAAAAAAUCCGUUCACAUAAGAAGAUUAAGAAAAGGAGACAAGAGGAAUUAGGUAGUUUUUUAAAACAUGUAAAUAAAAAGGGAAAUGCUUUUAUAGAACAUUAUGAUCCCAAAGAGUAUGAUCCUUUUUAUAUGAGCAAAGAAGACCCUAAUUUCUUGAAGCUUAUCAUCCCACCAUUUCAUGAUCCUUUGAAGAAAGCACAGUAUGACAAGGAUGAUGAAAAAAGAACUCUUCUUCAGUGUGAGACUGGCAAAAUAUAUACAAUGAAAGAAUUUAAGGAGGUUGAGAAGGCCCAGCUACAUUCCAGAUUCCCAAGAAUUUCUAGUUCAAGGCACUUCCUGACUCCAAAUGAAUGGCUUAAACUGCCUACAAGAUACAUAGAAAGUGAAUUUUGUAAAAGGAGCAGGUUAAAAGUGAAAGUGAAUUUUAAUGAUAGUAGUUUUGAGUGGAAACCCUUGUCCAGGGCUCCUUGUCUUCUGGAAUCCCAGGAAGCAGGAGGAGCAGUUAUUUGCAGAAACAAAGGGCCGUCCCUCCUGGAAAAAGAACCUUUCUGUUUUCAGGCGGGAAAGAACCCAAGUCCCAAAGAGGCCAACUCUGAAGGGCACUUGUCUUCCCUGGACCUCAGCAGGAAGGAGAAGGGGCUGAAGACCAGGUCACGGAGUUGGUUUCUUCGCAUCAGCAAAGUUCAUGGCUCGCAGCUCCAGGUUCGACCCGAAACACCCCCCGGAAAGCAGCCUGAAGCCUGGCCGGGGCAGUCCAGGCCCUCCAUUCCUGAACACAGCAGAGCCCUGGGAAAGGCAGCCGUCCCGCGGACCGCACUCGCCAGCGCCUCGUUUUCCCUGCCUCGCGCGGGGACCCCUCUGUGGCUCCAUGGCCGCUGCGAAGGGCCCGGCUAUUGCGAACAUUUCGGGCCCACGACCGUUUCUGCGAUGGAGGUGAAGCCGCGCUGGGCCUCCACUGGCCUGGCCAGGCCUGGCCGGACCGGUCUGAGCGCUGCUGGGCCCAUGGGGCAGCCCAGCCUCCCCAGGGCUGGUGGCGCCCCCCCCCCCCUUUUGUGGGAUCCCGUGAUCGGCGGAGAAACGCUCGGAAGUUUCCUUUAUUUUGCCCCCUUUGCCAUGCUGGAAGUAGGAGUAGUGAGACUUCGAUUUUGUGCUCACAGAAAGCAGUGGCAGCACACAAAUUGUGAAUAUUUUCCUGCAAAAUUUCGGAGAAGGGGACAUCAGGGACAAAAAUGGUCUCUUUCCUUUUUUGUUCUGUUUUUUGAGACGGGAUCGCGCCCUGUAGUUCAGGCUGAUCUUAAACUCACAGUGUAAUCCAGGCUGUGCCUUGAACUCAGGGCAGUCCUGCCUCAGCCUCCUGAGUGCUGGGACCCGCGGUCUCUUUCUUGAAACAAAAACGAUUGUUUGAAAAUCUGGCACGUGGCUGAGAAUGUAUAUAGGGUUUGCUCCUAAAAAACACCCAAGAUACUAGUCAGCCCAUGUGCUUUUACUUCUCUAAGUAGAGUGGUUGAUUCUAACUGUAUAAUUUGAUUUCAGGGAAACAUGGUUGUUUUGCAGACUUUUUUUAGUUGC